GCGAGGAAAAUAUCUCAUGGGCGAGCACCAUCACCAGCCACGGAGCCACCGCCCUGAAUAGAUUAGGCGCAGACCAUGGAGCGGGGCGGACUGCGACGGGCGGAGGCAGCCGCCGCCGGGCGCGGCCGCCGCUGCUAGUGCACGUACUGCUGCUGGCUGGCCGUAGCUCGCCGGGAACCGAAUUGAUUGGGGGUAUCAGCGUCGGAGCAGAUGGACGAGGAGGCUUCCGCAGAUCCAACAUUCGCCUCGUCCUCCUCCUUCGUCUCCUGCUUCGGUCUCUGCUGAUUUGAACGCUUCGGUGGGAAUCUCUCGUGCGUGGGGCUUGGGUAUGGUGGGCGCCGGCGAGGGGGGUCGCGUUGGCGGCAGCGGCAGCGGCAGCGGUGCCGGGGUUGGGGGAGGACAGUCGUUCGUGGACCGGAGCAAAGUAAGGAUUCUCCUCUGCGACAGCGACCCGGACAGUUCCCGGGAUGUGCUCCGCCUCCUCCGCAACUGCUCGUACCAAGUGACCUGCGCCAAGUCUCCACGGCAGGUGAUCAACGUGCUCAACUGCGAGGGGGCAGAGAUGGACAUCAUCCUGGCAGAGGUCGACCUGCCUGUCUCCAAGUGCUUCAAGAUGCUCAAGUACAUUGCCAGGAACAAGGAACUGCGCCACAUCCCCAUCAUCAUGAUGUCCAACAGAGACGAAGUUUCUGUUGUGGUCAAGUGCUUGCGGCUCGGGGCAGCCGAGUAUCUGGUCAAGCCGCUGCGCAUGAAUGAGCUGUUGAAUCUCUGGACCCAUGUGUGGCGACGAAGACGGAUGCUUGGCUUGGCCGAGAAAAACUUCUUCAUUGACAAUCUUGAGUUGGUGCUGUCGGAUCCUAGUGACGCCAAUACCAAUAGCACCACACUCCUUUCAGAUGAGACAGAUGAUAGGCCAAAAGAAAACACAAAUCAUGAAACAAAUACCUCAAAUCAACAUGAAUAUGAGUCUCCUGUUGCCGAAUUCCCCAAAAGAGACCAAGUGGAGAAUUUACCAGACAUUAUGGAAUAUGACAAUAACGCACCAUAUACGGGGGGGAUGUUUUCACGCCCAAUAAAGACUAAUUUGAGGGUUGGUGAGUCAUCUGCGUUUCUAGCUUAUGUCAAGUCAAGCACUCCAACCGACAGCCAGUUGGAUAGUGAACAACCUAGAGGGUGUGAUCGGUUAGAUUCUAUGGGUCACCAGGGUAAUUUAUCUAGAGCAGCUGACAGAAUUGACACUAAUACCAGUAUAAAUAUUGAGGAUGAAAAAGCUUUUGAGACGCCUAUGCAGUAUCCUGUGGUAUGCUAUUCUUCCUCUAACUCGCAUCAUGAGCGAAGCAAUCAAGUCCAACAUGAUGUCUCGGGAGCUCCUCCUGUAUAUCAUUUCCCAUUUUAUUAUCCAGGGAUGAUAGAGCAUGGCAUGGCACUCCCUCCAGUACAAAAUUUCCAAGGAAACAUAAACAGUGCUCAACCACAUACACCACCAACAUUGCUCCAUCAAUACAAUGUUUAUCCCCAAUCCCAUGGUGUAUCUAUGAUGCCGUCAUUUCAGUAUAAUCAUGCCGGUAUGAGUUUCCAUCAGUCAAGUCAUUUGUCAAUGCAAAAUGUGUGGUCAUCAGUAUCAAGCACGCCGGUUCCCGAUGAAACAUGUAGUCGCUCUGACAGGAGGGCUGCAGCACUUGCCAAAUUCAGGCAGAAAAGGAAGGAACGAUGUUUUGACAAAAAAGUGAGGUAUGUUAAUCGGAAGAAACUUGCUGAAAUAAGGCCAAGGGUGAGAGGGCAGUUUGUUAGGCAGGCAGGCAAUGCAGAUAUAAUUAGCACUGGUGAUGAUAUCUCUGAAGAUGAAGAUGAUCCGUCCUCGAGGGAGGUAGAGAUGGUUUCUUCACCAGAGUAGUGUGAUUGUGAAAGGUCUUAUAUGUGAAAAUUGAGUGCAGAUGAUUAUUGCACACUUCGCAACUCGGUACACAUAGGCAAUGCAUUCUUCCGUACAUGGACCUUGUGGCGUGUCUUAUCAUUAUAACUGUCGACACUUAAGAGAAAUUAUCUUUUGAUAUGUAAGUUGUAGCCAUGCUAGUCAGUGAUGCACAUGGCACCAUGACGAUCCUGAUAAUCAUUGUGUUAUUGCAGAACAACCUUGCAUAUCAGUUUGGUCUUAUGUACUCCCUCGGUUGCAUAA
This is a messenger RNA of Brachypodium distachyon (stiff brome), 2176 nucleotides long. RefSeq names its product two-component response regulator-like PRR1. Bases 329 to 1894 code for a protein of 521 amino acids. Gene Ontology annotation, biological process: cytokinin-activated signaling pathway; phosphorelay signal transduction system. Gene Ontology annotation, molecular function: protein binding. The record is from RefSeq and is a predicted model, not a curated record. Lineage: Eukaryota; Viridiplantae; Streptophyta; Magnoliopsida; Poales; Poaceae. The transcript is spliced from 6 exons.